ACCAUGCACCACUGUCGGCCUCUCGGUGGAUUUCUCUGGAGAUGUUGCCAGCUGUGAUCAUCCUCGCCUGUCUGCCUCUCCUGGCUCUUCGUUGUGCAGCUGAUCUGUGCAACUGGACUGGAAGCGGUUUUGCAGCUGGCGUUGACCGCAGGAUCGUUCUCCAGGUGCGGCUUCGCUGCACGGAAGGUCUCGUGAGCUGGGUCUACCCGGGUCAGGCUCUCAGAGUGGCGCUCGAGCCCAAUUUGUUGUCCAUCCGGUACAACACGGUCUGUAUCCAACCGUCUCCAUCCCUCAGCGGAGCCAGCGUUUUCAUUGAGCGGGCCGGACAGCUGGACCUGCUGGAUACGGAGGACGGCGGGCGCAACGGGCGGCAGGUGUUUUGUUUUCGGGUGGAUGAGCCGCACAGUCCGGUCAUCUACCUCCAGGCCGGCCCGCAAAGUCCAGGAACGUGGAUCAGACGCACAGUGGGCUUCAGAUAUGAGUUGCUGCGCAAUAGGAGCGUCUACGCUUCAUGCCGACCCUGCAAUGACACAGAAUUGCUCAUGGCUGUUUGCAGCAGUGACUUUGUGGUUCGAGGCUACAUCAAGAAUGUCUUCCAUGACUCUAGAAGGCAGUCAUCACUAGUGGAGGUGUUGACAACAAAGGUUUACUGGCAGCGUAGUGGAUUGUUUGUGCAGCAACUGCGUCCAUAUAUGUCCCCUCAGUCCUGGCAUGGACACAUCCGGACGUUCCUGCAGUGCCACGUAAAGCCUGGUGACGGACAGUUCCUCUUCACAGGGUCAGAGCACUUUGGGGAAGCUUGGUUAGGAUGCGCCCCACGCUACAGAGACUUCCUCUCUGUCUACCACAAGGCCAGGAUAGGACGAAGGACUUCCUGCGACUUCCCUCUGGACUGAAGAAGUGUGUGGUUUUUGGACCCAAAUGGACUCUGUAAUGGCGCUGCGGGAACCUUGUAAAGCUGUCAUGUGCCAACAAGGUGGCAUCAAGGUUCAGCAGCAGGGGCAAAAUUGCUGAAAUGCUGCUGAGAAACACAUGUGGAGGAGAAGAACAGCAGGGCCUCCUGAACUGGGGCUCAGAAAGUGGCCGCCUUUGUCUGUCUCCAAUCACUGCCUUUAGUCCUGGGAGACUUACGAGGGGUUGGGUUGCUGCUCUCUUUUUAAGCUCUCCACACAUUAGCUGUUGUUCACUUUGCGGCCUCUGUGCAAACGGUGCUCUAUGAUCUGAGGUGGGAGGGAAGACGAAGGUGGGCUAUUUGUCCUCACAGCUUGGCUUUGUGAGUUUAGGCUUGUAGACGCAUGUGCCUGUAAAAGUUUGUGUUAUAUCGUUUCCCAUCAUAGCAAUUUAGUCUUAUUUGUUUCCAAACUGGAAAUAAAAUCAAAAGUUACUGAUAUUCAGACUUUUUAUUUAUUCAUUUUUUUAUUUUCGUUUAUACAGUGUUUUCCACAUUUUGUCAAAUAACAACUUUAGUGUAUUUUAGUUCAUUUUUUGUGACAUAGUCAGUCCAACAUAAAGUAAUGCAUGAUGAUAAAAUAGGAUGUUUAGAUAUGGAUGUAUAUCCAGUCCAUUUGUUGACUCUGUAGAAAUACCUUUUGCUGCAGUUCUUUUGUUUUUAUGCUUCAAUCAACCUUCUGUCUCUGGUGACUGAUAUUUUUUUUCCUAUUAUUCUUUCUAAAACCACUCAAGCGCUGUCAGAUGGGAUGGAGAGCAUCUCUAAACAGUGUUUUUCAGGUUUAUAUUGGAUUUAAGUCUAAACUUUGACUAGACCAUCAUAACACAUGAAAAUUAUUUGAUCUAAAUAACUCCAUCUUAGUUCUCAGCAUGUCAGCACCUCCUUCAGAGUCACCACAGGUCCAGGGUUUCUACUUAGGUUAAUGCUCUCCUUAACUGCUCCGUCGGUUGAAUUGGACAGCCAUCUUGAUAGGAUUUCCUUUCAUUUCAAAGUAAUUUGUGAUAUGUUGAAAGCUUGGGACAUUGUUUUAUAGCCUGACUCUGUUUUAAACAUCUCCACAGCUUUAUACCCAACCUAAUUGGCCUUUAUGAUGCAGCAGCAUUCACAGUGAAAUUAAAUUGCAUACAGGUGAAGUCCAUUUAGUAGUUUGGUGACUUCUGCCUUGGAUUUUAGUUUGGGGUAUCAGAGUGAAGGUGGCUGAGGUUUAUUGUUGCAAUGUGACAAAUUGUGUAAAAGAUAUCAAAAUAUGAAUACUUUUUAAAGCCCUGUUUGUUUAUGUGUGUGUGUGUGUGUGUGUGUGUGGGUGUGCGUGCGUGUGUGUGUGUGUGU
This is a messenger RNA of Gambusia affinis (western mosquitofish), 2278 nucleotides long. RefSeq names its product meteorin-like protein. Gene Ontology annotation, molecular function: hormone activity. The coding region runs from base 42 to 896 and encodes 284 amino acids. The transcript is spliced from 4 exons. NCBI's taxonomy places the organism in Eukaryota, Metazoa, Chordata, Actinopteri, Cyprinodontiformes, Poeciliidae. The record is from RefSeq and is a predicted model, not a curated record.